AUGUCCGAUAACAAUCCCCAUCACCCUGGGGUACGCAGCUUGUUAGCCAAGUUUGAAGGCCAAAGCCCUAUCGCCUCUCCGCCGCCUCGUGGCCGAUCGCCAACUGCGUCAGACUCCUCAGGAACAGUUCGGCAGCUGUCCAAGGUCAGGGCUAGCUUUAUCACUGUGGACGGGGUCAUUCAGUCGAAUCCUGCUUCGCCGUUGAGGAAAACAAGUGGGCGCAGUGAUAGUCCUGGAAUGUUUGGACCAAAAAUCAAUUCGGGGGGUGCGGAGUCGGGCCGGCAGGGUAUGAUCUCCCCCACCCCGGUCAGUCGCCUAGACCACACACAGAACGCGACUCUCGGACAGAUAAUGGCUGAGGGUCGACCGGAGGAAGCCAUUGAAAACAAGAGUGAACGGAAUCAGACUGCCGAGGAGGAACCCGCAGCGCGCACUGAGACCGAAUUUCGGUCACGAAACACCCCACCAAAGCAGACAGAGGACUCUGCCUCCACGGAUUCCAAGUCGACAAGCUCCGACACCCCUUCGCAAAAGUCAGAUUCGUCAGUAGUGAUCAAGAAGAAGCCUUCCUCAGUUGGCUCUGCCCGUAAUGCAGCGAGCAAGGCCGUGCCAACUACUGCAGCUUCAACUGGCGCGAAGCCUGCUGCUCACAAUACAAGCUCCAAGCCCACAGCUCGCGAAGUGGCUAAAGAGCGCGUCAACUCUCUGGCCCACAAACCGAGUCGUGUCUCACUGAAUCCUAAGACAACAACACGGUCAACCCGCGGCUCAGCACCGGCACAAGAUACUUCAAAGCCACAUGCCGCAGGUGUAUCCAGCAAGCCAGUAAUGAAAUCCCCGCCGAAACCUGCCCGUGUACCGGGCUCGAUGAAUACGUCAACCCACGCAUCUGCUGCUAAGCUAGGGAGCACAGCGGCUCCGAGCACUCGCACUGCUACCAGUGCAUCAACCCUCAAAAGAAAGCCUUCAUCCCUCAAAAGUGCAACUGGGGCCCAGUCGCGUGCCACUACUCCUAGUACCAGUAUCCGCAGACAAGCUUCUCGCCCUUCGUUGCCCGCUCAGGCAGCUAAUGAUACAAGCACUAAGCCGGUCAAUGAGGGUUUCCUUGCGAGAAUGAUGCGGCCUACUGCUAGCUCUGCGAACAAGUCCCAUCCUCAUGAAAAGACCGAUGCAAAGCCUGUCACCAAGACAACCUCUGUUUCCAAGGCCCCCAGGCCGUCAACCGGGAGGGUGCCAGAUCGCGGCGUCCACCAGGUGAAGCCUAAGAGCACCGUCCUUCGACCUCAGGGUCAGAAAUCCCAGGCUCUGAACAAGGAACCUGCGCCACGGAAAGAUGAACAUAAGCCUUCCCAAAAGAAACAGGAAAGUGAGAAAGAGAACAUUGUGGAGCCUAUCACAGCCAGUCCGAAGGAGCCUGCGACAGUGGAAUCCGCUCCGAUUGCGGCUGUGGAACAGACCGAGGCUGCUUCCAAGCCAGUCGAGGAGACCGCUUCCCCUGCUCAGGUUGAGGAGCCUACUUCUGAAGUUGCCAUCGCAUCUGCUGAGUCAACUGAGAAGUCAAUUGAAGUGCCUGAGCCGAUCGUCGAGGAGAUAGUGACUGAGAGCUCCUCUGACCCCGUCCCAAUCGAAGAUGCUACAGAGGUGUCGGCUGAGCCUAUCGAUUCCAACGAGGACCAGGCUUCAGCCGAGGCUGAGGUGGAUGCUCCUGUUGAGGCCCUUAUUGAGCCCAUCGCUGAGGAUGUUGAGGAAGAGAAGGCUGCUGAGACCAUCACCACAGCUGAAGAGAUUGCCGCAGAGACCAUGGCGAUCCCAACGGCUGGCGAUCAAGUGAAGGUCGAUGAGAAGCAAGAAAUCUCGAUCCCUGAACCAGAGGUGCUCGAGACUCUGGAGUCAACAGAGGUCCACGUCGAGGCUCCCGAAGAAGAUGAUGAUGUGCCAGUGAAGGAGAUUACUAUCCCUGAAACUUUGAAAGAGGCCGCAGAGGAGAACCCCGCCGAAGCCAAGUCUACUGAGGAGCCUGCCACUGAUGCGCAAACCGCAACUGAGGCUGAGUCGCGCAACGUCGCCAUCGAUAUUGCCAGUCUGGCAUUGAACUAG
Molecule: messenger RNA, 2097 nt
Organism: Penicillium samsonianum
Lineage: Eukaryota; Fungi; Ascomycota; Eurotiomycetes; Eurotiales; Aspergillaceae
Exons: 1
Coding region: 1-2097 (698 amino acids)
Source: RefSeq, a predicted model, not a curated record